AUGAAUAUAGUUAGUAUUAUCAUAUUUAUAGGCUUAUUUUCAUCCGUUAUUUAGAGUUAAGGAUGUAAUCAAACAUGUGAAACUUGUGAUAACAAUAAUCCUGAUAAGUGUUUAAGUUGUAUUCCAGAAUUUAAAAGAUAAAUUCAAGGAGAUUAAUGUAUAUGUUAGGAAGGAUAUUAAGAGGAUUUUCCUAAUCUAAAAUGUCUACCUAUAUGUGGAGAUGGAAUACUUGUUGAUGGGGAAGAUUGUGAUGAUGGGAAUUAUGAUCCUUUUGAUGGUUGCAAUUAAUGCAAAUUAGGUUGUUAAGAUAGUUGCUAGGAUUGUUAAAAUGGAUAAUGUUAUGAAUGCAAAGUGAAUUAUAUAUUGGAUGUUAGUAUAAAAAUAUGUUAAAUAAACUGUCUUGAUGAUUUGAAGGUAGGAAAUCCAUUAUGUUAUAAUUAAGAUUGUUUUGAUCAUUGUGUAUUAUGUGAAUUUGGAAUAUGUAAGAAAUGUGAUGAAACAAAUGGAUGGUAUUUGAAUGAGUUUAAAUGUGAACCAAAAUGUGGAGAUGGAAUAAUUGUUUAAAGUUUAGAAUAAUGUGAUGAUGAAAAUAUAUAUCCAUUUAAUUAUUGUGAUUAAUGUCAAUUAAGAUGUCCAGAUAAUUGUUUAAUCUGUUCAAAUGGAAUAUGCAUAUAAUGUAUAUUUGGAUUUAAAUUGAUUUCAAAAAUAAUGAAAUGUAUACCUUUUUGUGAAUAUAAUAACUUGAUCAAUUAUUAUGAUGAAUGUGUAGACAGUUUAACAAAUAAGUUAAUUUUAUUAAAUUUUAAUUGUAAUAUUAAUUGUUCAUAAUGUAUUAAUGGAAUUUGUAUUAAGUGUUAAAUUGGAUAUUUAUUAAUUGAUGAUUAAUGUAGACAAAUAUGUGAAGAUGGUAUUUAAUUUUAAGAAGAAAUAUACAAUAAUAAUUUAGAGUUAUAUUAAUAAACUUGUUAAUAUUCUAAUUUCAUUUGUAAUCAUGAAUGCUUAUCAUGUUCAAAUGGACAUUGUGAAUUAUGUAAUGUAGGUUUCAAUUUAGUAAACAACUAAUGUUAAAAUAUUUGUGGAGAUAGUAUUAUUGUUGGUGAAGAAUAAUGUGAGGAUGGUAAUGAGAUUCAAUUUGAUGGGUGUUACAAUUGUUAAUUUUAAUGUUAAUAAGAAUGUAUUAAUUGUCAAUUUGGGAAAUGCCUUGAAUGUUAAAUUGGAUAUGAGAAUAUUAACUUUAUUUGCCAUGAAUAAUGUAAUAAUUAAAUUAUUACAUUUAAUGAAUUAUGUGAUGAUGGUAAUUUAGAACCAUAUGAUGGAUGUUUUAAUUGUAAUUAUUCUUGUGAUGAAUAAUGUGAGAUAUGUACUAAAGGUCUUUGUUUAAAAUGUUAUGAUUUAGGAUGGGAAAUUAAUUAAGAAAAUAAGAAAUGUACAACUAUUUGUGGAGAUUAAUUAAUUGCUGGGGAUGAGUAAUGUGAUGAUGGUAAUGAAAUUAAAUAUGAUGGAUGUUAUUAAUGUUAAUAUUAAUGUUAAAAUGAAUGUAUUAAAUGUAUAAAAGGAAUUUGUUAUGAAUGUAAUGGACCUAAUUGGAUAUUGAAAAAUAAUAUAUGUGAAUGUGAAACAUGUUAAAAUUUAUGUUAAAAUGAAUGUUUAACUUGUAUAAAAGGAAUAUGUUAUGAGUGUAAAUCUCCAAGAUGGAUUUUAGAUAUCAAUAAUAAUCUAUGUAUUUAAGAAUGUGGAGAAUAAUGUAUUGAAAAUAUUUGUGGAGAUGGAAUAUUAAAUCUUUAAAUUGAAGAAUGUGAUGAUGGUAAUAAUGAUAUAAGAGAUGGUUGUGAUAAAUGUAUUUUAGAAAAAGGAUUUGUUUGUUAUUAUGAUGAAAAUUUGA
Messenger RNA from Paramecium primaurelia, 1882 nucleotides. Lineage: Eukaryota; Ciliophora; Oligohymenophorea; Peniculida; Parameciidae. The record is from the annotation of a GenBank genome assembly.